GGAGGUGUCGGAGCCCAGUGCAGCCGCCUUGUCAGAGGCAGAUCCAGAAUCGGAGAGCUCCAUGGCUGAGCAGCCAGCCUUUCCAACUGAGCCUGUCAGCAAUGAUGCCCACUUGGAGGAGGUAAGUUCACAUAGUGGUCGGGGUGUCAUUGCAUCUCUUUGUCCACUCUAUUUCUAUUUCACAAGUUUCACAACCAACACAACCCCAACUUAAAAUUUUUACUAUUACUAAUCAAAUAUUUGACUGUGUUCCCAAAAAAACGUGUCUGCAGUAAUUAAAUAUUUGUAGUCUAAUCACAGUAAAUGCUUUUAAAAGGGUUGAGUUGAUGUUGGGAGCAAAAUUAAUAUUUGAGAAAUAUUUUCAAUUUAACAAGACUAAUUUAUAGCUGGCUUGUUCUUCUGGAUGGCAUUUCCUUCCAUUUCAUCUAUGUCGCCUGUGGUUGGGUGUUUAAGUUGCUGGAAUGCUCAGUGUGUUAAAACGUGUCUUGCAUGCAUUUUCAGACCUCUUCUCUUCUUUUGGCAUCAAGUCUAUUUUGGGUGUUUGAAUUCUAUUUGUUGAUUAGUCUUAAAACUGCAGCUAGUAAACACGUUACCUAACUGGUCAGUAUUUUUGUGCUUGAUCUUCUAAAAGCACCAUGAAAUAUGAGAUGCAACAAUUCGAAUUCAUUUUGUAUUCAUUUGUGAUUCUAAAAUCACUUGCAUAAUUUUCCCGGUUUCAAAUGGGUUAAAGUAGUGCUUUUGUUGAACAUAGUGGAUUUAAAUGCUGCAAAUGCCAUCUCCUCAGUCUAAAAUGGCUUUGUAAUUGAAAAGGCAUAUGAAAGGAUCCCAGCUUCCUGAUGCUGACUAAAAACAAAUGAGUGCAGGUGCAAUAUUUCUCAGGUAAAUAUAUUCACCUGGCUGUCAGGGCAAAUCCGUAUGUUGGAUUAUUUUGUCCAGAAACUUUUAUUCAGUAAUAUUUGGUGCACCCUCAGCACUAAGCGAUACGCUCCUCAUUGAUUAAAAUCAUCCACCUUUCCAGAUACAAUGUCUUUUUGUGAUUUUGCACUUCGAACACAUUGCUGCUCUUUUGUUUUUUAAAUUGCGUUUUUUCCUCCUUGCCUGUGUUUUUCUUUGAGGCUCACUUUCUCUGUAUUUUAUUGAUAUUCUUGCUAUCUCUUUGCCUACUACUUUCCAUCCUUUGCCUCUGAGUCCCAUAAUGACGUCUCACUCACUAUCUCUAUAUUUAUGGUGUGAUUGUUGUUUAAACCCCCAUUGAUUGCUUUGUUAUGAAGGUGCCCAUGCCUCUUCCAUUGCCCCUAAUGGUACCUGCUGCGUACUACUACUACCAACACCACCACCAUCACCAACACCUCCUCCACUUCUCCUACUACUCCUUCAACUCCUGUUCUGCUAAGCCCAAGUGCGCCGUUGGUACCUGAUCUAGGCCCAGAGUCUGGAACCCUGAGUAAAGCCAGAGCCUGCAAGUCACUCCUUAUGUUGCAUGCUGAGACAGCAUAAACUGGAACACGCCUCAGACCACCAUUACUUACAGCAGUGGCAGCCAUGGUAACUGAAGCAGACAGUUGUCAUGGUAACCGUGCCUGAGGGCUGAAGGCCCUAUUACUGAUGAGAACUGGAUUGAGCUGAGGUGGUGCUGGAUGAUGAAGAAAAGAGAAGGGAGAUUAUUUGACUAUGGUUUCUCCUCGCUGAGCCACCGGUUUGUUGAUGGCCACAAAGUCAGGAUGUGUUCUCCUUCUAUGGGACAUCUUCAGCCUUAAAGAACCAUCUACUUUUCAUCCAAAAGUCUCAACUUCCAGUCUCAGGAGUCUUCCUCCAUUUUCACACACAUCCACUGUUGGGGCGAUGGAAUGACUUUGAACUGAAAGAUAUAAUUUGGAUGUUUAAAAACAUGGUGUUCUAGGGAACCUGCAAAGCCAUUGAAAUUAGGGCUGAACUUGUGGACUAAUGGAGAGAAACCUGUGGGACCAUGCAUCCUGUCAUCUACUUUGCAAAGGAACGUUUUCAUCUACAUUUCAAAGACAUUAGAUGGACAAUAGGCUUCCGUGUUGAAAUGCACUUUUCGCAUCUGUACCCAUGGCUCUGGAGUUAUUCUGCAAAUGAUAACUCAAUUUCAUAUCAGAAAAUCAUAUCGACAAUCAGCACAAUCCAUUUUUGCACCACCAUCUUCUCAAGAUCUUCAAUGUGUGUGGAUUAGAUCCAUGGACGUCAUUGGCUGCGCAAGUAGGCGUCCUCUUCAAAUUGGUCUUCUCAUCAACCAUCUGCUGCUAUGGAACUCUUGGACUAUAAACUGGUCUGCAUACGUUGCACAGCAGGCUGCCUCUUCACUGGACUAAGUUUGCGCUGAAGUGCAUCAAGGACUGAAUUUGGAUUAUUUUGUUGUCAAGCACAACAAUGUCAAUAACACAUGGAUCUGUGUUUCAUCCCUGCAACUGUUCAUGAACUGGAGUUGAGCAAAGGAGGCACCAGGCCCUGCACCAGUUGGAACUCUUACUGGUUUCUCACAAGACUGAUGUGACAGACAUUACUCAAGAAGUGCUGAUCCUCACUACCCCUUCAAGACAUGUCCAUUCCAGUGAUAAGCUCAAGUCCUGCCCUCACUCCUGCCUUCUUUGAUUGGAUCCUUGUUGCCUAGUUACAGUACACACAGUCGUGCAGUUGGGCCAGUAAGGAAUCAGGUGUCAAAUGUGCACCACUCCCAAGACCUUUGCUGCUCGCAAGAUAUCCCUGACCAGUAAUAAGAUGUCUCCAGCCACGACUGAGGGAGGGGCAGGAGAGUCCGAGUCAGCCACUGCAGGUGGAAGGAAGAGGCGUUGGGGCUCAAGCACGGCAGUCACUACUAAGAAGCCGUCAAUUAGCAUCACCACCGAAUCUCUAAAGUCUUUAAUACCAGACAUUAAAGUAACCCAGGACGCUGUAGUGGAUCUGCACCCUGAAGAGUUGCAACUGUCCGGAGAUGAAGAGAACCACGACAACAGCCAGAGUGACCUGGAUAAGGGCCUGAAGAUCAGACGCACUGUCACACAGGUUGUUCCUGGUGACAGUCAAGAGAAUGGCCAGGACAAUGAAGAAGAGGAGAUUCCAAAGAUGGAGCAAGUGAAACACCACAAGGCUUCGAAAGAUAAACCGCAGGAAUGUCAGCCAGGAGAAACGACAGAAACCACAGACGACAAACUGGAAGUGGUGGAAAAGAAAGUGACACCAAGUGACAGUUUGGUGCGUCGCUCUAUCAGUCAGCAGAAGUCUGGUGUGUCAGUGACCAUCGAUGACCCCAUCCAUUCAAAUAGGCCGCUGUCGCCCCCCCGUGGCAAGAUCUCAAGCAUCGUCCAUGUCACCAACCUGGUGCGACCGUUCACUCUUGGCCAGUUGAAAGAUCUGCUGAAGCAGACGGGCAGUUUGGUCGAGGAGGGCUUUUGGAUCGACAAGAUCAAGUCUCACUGCUAUGUUACUUACACAACAAAAGAAGAGGCAGCAGCGACGAGGGCUGCCCUCCAUGGAGUGAAAUGGCCACAAAGCAAUCCUAAAAUCCUCAACGUGGACUUCUGUGAGCAGGAUGAGUUGGACUUCCACAAAGGUGUUCUCAAGCCAGAAAGACCAGAAAACCAACCUCCUCAGCUGGCCCCUCAGCUGCCUCCUCAGCCUCCUCGACUGCCCCCCCUCAUGCCUGAACGAGACAGAGAGAGAGAGCGGGACCACGUCCGUGACAGGGAGCGGGAGCGAGCCAUGGGUGGCAUGCGUGACCUGUGUGCAGAGCGAGAGAGGGAGAUGCUGCGCCGCGAACGAACCCGUGGGGAGAGGGAAUGGGACCGGGACAAGAUCAAAGAAUUUGCAAGACCUGGGGAGCAUGAGCGACGGUCGCGAUCCAGAGAGCGGAGGAGGAGGGAGAGGGCCAAGAGCAAGGAGAGGAAGUCUGACAGGAAGGAGAAGGCAGAUGAGCCUCCGGCCAAAAUGCUUGAUGAUUUGUUCCUAAAAACCAAAGCAGCUCCUUGUAUCUACUGGCUGCCCCUCACCGAGGAGCAGGUGGCUCAAAGGAUUCUAGAAAGAGCUGAGCGGCAGAAGGAGCGUGAGCGAAAACUCAAAGAGCAAAAAGAAGAAGAGGACAAAAAACGAGAAGAGGAGAAAAAAGAGAGGCUGAAGGGACGAGAGAAAGAGGUGGCCGUGACGGGGAACAGCCGAGCCGCAGGACGCGGGACCGACGUGGAUCGAGGGCGGGACCGGGACAGAGAGCGAGACGGGGACAAAAGGAGAGACAGCGGUCAUCGGCCUAGUCGACCCUCAGUGAGCACUGGCAACGGUCGGCGCUCUCGUAGCCAUAGCAACCCCAGAGAUAGACGUCGCUGAUGGCCUCUGUAGCUGCAGCCCUGUGACGUUAGGACAUGGAGGUCUGUGCAGACAGGAUGCUGCCUCAGACUUCUGUUCCUCGCUACGUUUUUCCACAAAUGAAUUCGUCCACUUGUUUCCAGUGUGGUUCCACUCACUUCAGCCACUCCUUCAUCUAUGAUCACGGCUCAGAACGUCAGGUUCUGUCCCGCACUGGUCUUCCAGAAUGGUUAGUCCCUCUCCAGGAGUCGGCCUUCCCUCAGCGUUGCAGACACAAAGUUGUGGUUAGUUGCCACACUGUUGGGAGGGUGCCUCUUCAUUUCAGUGCUGCGGCUGCUCCUUCCCCCUCUGGCCCUGUAAUAUCACAGAAAUAGAUCCCUGGCAUUGUUUUAGUGUUCCACUGUUCAGCACGUUUUUUUUUUAUAUUUCUGAAAGCCUGUCUUUGUGAGGAAAGGUUUGUUUUCUGGAAGUCUUCACACUGUCGACUGUAAGAACUCUGGGUGAAUGACAGGCUCAGAUGACUGACAUCACAGGAGGAGGCUGACUGCAGCAGAGAGAGGAGCCUCCUCACCUGUCAGUCAUACUGAAGUGGAGGUGACAAGCUCAAAUGUGAUCAUUUUUAACUUUUAGUUCACCUGUUUUUGUUUCUUUUUAAAGUGCUGAAUGUACUGAGAGUUUAAGUGAAUAAAUCUAAAUUGGAAA
Synchiropus splendidus (mandarinfish) is the source of this 5019-nucleotide messenger RNA. Its product is annotated as apoptotic chromatin condensation inducer in the nucleus-like. Bases 2683 to 4338 code for a protein of 551 amino acids. NCBI's taxonomy places the organism in Eukaryota, Metazoa, Chordata, Actinopteri, Syngnathiformes, Callionymidae. Gene Ontology annotation, molecular function: nucleic acid binding. The record is from RefSeq and is a predicted model, not a curated record. The transcript is spliced from 11 exons.